AUGUCGACGACCUCGCUGCCGUCGACUUUUCCAGCGCCAGCAUCAUUGUCGCCAAAUCCAAACCAUCCACCACUACCGCCGUUAAUCACGUCGCCUCCGGCACGGCGUUCCAACCUACAACGACCGCUUUCCCAUGCGUCGAAGAAUAGGCUCUCACUAUACUCCAUAACCUCGGAUCGGCCAUCAAGGUCACGGCCUCCAUCUCACAUAUUCCCAGCCUUCCAUUCAAGCCUGCCAUAUACGACAGUGCGCGACUUCGCUUAUGGAAUACAUCACCCGCUACAUUACGGACCGCUGCCCGAACCCUCGAACCCGCCCUCUGGAACCUCUACUCCCGCCAGCGAGUCAAAGCGCUUCUCGGAUCCGCCUACCUCUUGGGAUAGUCGAGGAAGCUGGGAGAUAGGACCCCAUGUUGGCACUGAACUAACCAAAGGCGGAGAGCUGCCACCUAUACACUUCGGAGAUGGUCCUCCAUGGAGCGAAGACGAAGAUCUCCAGAGCCCGAUAGUCAUCAGCUCUCGCCAUAAGAAACACAAGACAUCCAACCACUCGCAUGGAAGCGGUCGCGGGCGAGGAGGGAGCCGGGAAGAAGACGAGGAGCGCAAUCCCAACCUUCUAAGCCCAGGUAAUUGCGGCCAGGAUCGGAGCUUCUACGCAGGAAGCAAUGGCGACGGGAGCGAGAGAUAUUACGUGAGCAAUGGCUCCGAGGCCAACGGCCCUGGUGAAAUUGUAACGGUUCCUGCUGGUCAAACGUGGCCAGGCUCUCUUGCGGCAACUGAAAACACUGGAAGUAGGAGGGACUCUCACUUUGCUGGAAGCCUUCUGCCUAGCCGCACUUAUGCGGAUAAUAACGAGGGCGAGCAGAACCCGACCUACCAGUCUGACUCCGACGUGUCGAGCAGAUCUUCUUCUCCGAGCAGGGCGCGAGAUGAAUCCCGCUACUCCAGAGAUUAUCAAUUUACGAUUGCGUCGCCGGAUGAGGAGAUGCAUGGCAAGGCAGUUGCAUUGUUUGACUUUGAGCGUGAGAAUGAGAACGAGCUUCCUCUUGUUGAAGGUCAAAUCAUCUGGGUUUCCUACAGACACGGGCAGGGGUGGCUGGUGGCUGAAGACCCAAAGACUCGUGAAAGCGGCCUCGUUCCUGAGGAAUACGUCCGCCUGCUCCGCGAUAUUCAAGGUGGACUAAGCAGCCUCACAGGGCAGGUUGAUGGAAUGUUCAGCCCUAGCGGACCAGAUAGCGACACUCCCACCCAAGCAGAGCAUGGGCAGGGCUUCAGCCAGACGCCUACGGCUACCAAUGGAAACGGCAGUGCCGGGAAUGGCUACCAGCAACCAAUCGUCUCGACGUUCAGCACGUCGUCGAAGGAUCUCCAUCCAUACCCCCAGCACCUCCUUGGGACCACACAAGCGGGUAUGGCUCCGCCGCAGGUGGUCCAUUAUCAUGGCCAGCGUGGUGGGAGCCAGGCGAAUACGCCGACGUUGGCGAACUUGCUUGAGGGGGGGCUUGGAAGGAGGGACUCGAAACCUGCAAUGUCCACGACGACUAAGACAGCCAAGCCUAAAGAGAAGAAAUCUGGAGAGGAGCCGCAAGGGAGCCCUAUGGAUGAAGAUGCUUCGGAUGAUGAAUGA
This is a messenger RNA of Pseudogymnoascus destructans, 1626 nucleotides long. RefSeq names its product HOG (high osmolarity glycerol) pathway protein (gene NBP2). The transcript has a single exon. Gene Ontology annotation, molecular function: protein binding. NCBI's taxonomy places the organism in Eukaryota, Fungi, Ascomycota, Leotiomycetes, Thelebolales, Thelebolaceae. Bases 1 to 1626 code for a protein of 541 amino acids. The record is from RefSeq and is a predicted model, not a curated record.